GAAGGCGGAGACAAUACAUUUUGACAAUUCGAGAAUUACGCUACAUUCAAAGAUUCGAAAUAUCCAUUUGCAGCUCACAUUCAGCAGACCGCGUCAGCACAAUACAAUUACAUUACAAUGUCGUCAUUUGUUGCUAGACUGUUUCUCCAGAGACCUGCUGUGUUGCGUAUCGCUACACACCAAACAUUCAGUAAAACAGCAAGCGCGUUUCCUCGAUGCAUGGUUGAGACCUUUAGACACUGCAGAGGAAUAAACACAUGUUUGAGUUUACUGAGGGCAGAGGAGAAGGUGACCAUUCACAUUCUGAAUAGAGAUGGAAAAAGGCUUUCAGUGAAAGCUUCAACUGGAGACACAUUACUCGAUGUCGUUGUAAACCAUAAUCUAGAUAUUGAUGGGUUUGGUGCAUGUGAGGGAACGUUGGCCUGCUCUACAUGCCACCUUAUUUUUGAGGAAGCUGUUUAUAAGAAGCUUGGACCAGUUUCUGAUGAAGAAAUGGACAUGCUGGACUUGGCUUAUGGGCUUACAGACACAUCUCGUCUGGGUUGCCAAGUGUGUUUGAUGAAAGAUCUGGAUGGGAUGAUUAUGCGUGUGCCAGAGGCGGUGUCUGAUGCCCGAGUGGACAGUGAGAAUGAAUCCUCAGCCCCACCCAAAGCACAACCUAUAAAAUAAUCCCCAUCUCAUAAACACUGCAAUUAGGGUGAUUUAUUUAAUAGCUUGUAUUUUAAUAUCUAAUAUGUUAAAAGUAAACCUUCUUGAAGUAGACUUUAUAUCUUACAAUGUUAUUUUCAUUGAUGCCAAGACAAAUAGUUUUUAUACUUUUUUUUUCUUUAAUUGCACAGAAGCGGCAAUUGUCUGUGAAGCUGAGAUAUGGGAGCAUCUCGUUGGUAUACUUUGAAUGCUUAUGUAUUGUAAUUGUGUGCCUGAUUUAUUGCAAUAAAUAAGAUUUUUA
Messenger RNA from Xyrauchen texanus (razorback sucker), 949 nucleotides. RefSeq names its product adrenodoxin-like. Bases 118 to 669 code for a protein of 183 amino acids. The record is from RefSeq and is a predicted model, not a curated record. Gene Ontology annotation, molecular function: 2 iron, 2 sulfur cluster binding. Gene Ontology annotation, cellular component: mitochondrion. Lineage: Eukaryota; Metazoa; Chordata; Actinopteri; Cypriniformes; Catostomidae. The transcript is spliced from 4 exons. Gene Ontology annotation, biological process: P450-containing electron transport chain; positive regulation of oxidoreductase activity.